This is a messenger RNA of Prunus armeniaca (apricot), 1422 nucleotides long. Lineage: Eukaryota; Viridiplantae; Streptophyta; Magnoliopsida; Rosales; Rosaceae. The record is from the annotation of a GenBank genome assembly.
AUGUCAAGUGGUCAAGAAAACUUGAAUGAUCUUGUAAAAGUUGGAGAGGCAUUGUUGAAGAAACCCGUUUCGAGAUUGAAUUUUGGUAUCGGUAAACUCAAGCUUGUUUAUCCUGAGGUUACAAAUGAAGAGGCUCUCGUGAGGAUGGCAAAAAUGCUCUUUGAGGAGAGGGCUCGGAGGAAGAGGGUGGUCGUUCAUGAAAAUGCUGCUCUGCUCUCACAUAAGUCCUUAUUCUUGAGAUUGAACUACUGCAUCUGUAAAGAAGAACGAACCUAUGAUGUAGAUGGUUGGCUUGCUGCAUGGAAGUAUAGCCGUGCGGAUGGUUCUGGAGAAGACUAUAAACUGCUACCUAGUGGUCCAGCUUCAUUGCCAGAUGAGCAGGUGCCUAUAUCACACAACGACGACAACGUUUACUGGAAAGAGUUAUUGAUGCUUGUGUAUGUCUGGGUGGCUUUUCUUAUUGUUCAUAUUGUUAAGGUAAGGUUAACAACCAGAGUAGUACCAAUUGCAGUCUCCGUUACGCUCUUUGAAGCCAAAUUCUUAUGCAAAGGCACCAGGCUGGUAUGGUGGGUAGCCUACUUGGGCUGGGAGGCGGUUUCUUCUUGGGACCCCUUUUUCUUGAAUUGGGAUUUCCUCCUUGGGUAUAGUUCAACGCAAGACAAAAUUCACUCUAUUCUUUUUGUCAGUCAGAAAAUCUUGUCAAGAAAUCCUUGGCAAGGAAAAAUCACUGAAGAGGUUUGGAUUCAAAAAUCCUUGAUCAUUGGUUUUGAUCCCAAGUCUUCCACUGCCAUUUCCAGAAUUAAAGAAUUAUAUAUAUGCCAUCCUAUUGGUCAUGCAGGUAUGAUAAUGGGUGCUUCAGUUUCAACUCCAAUGCUCAUGCUGGGCAUCAGCAUAGGAGUGGCCUUCAACGUCAUGUUCGCCGGCUGGAUGGUCACACAUUGGGUAGUGUGGGAGGUGUCGGGGGUGGAGGCAUUGCUUGCCUUGAUCAUUGGUUUUGAUCCCAAGUCUUCCACUGCCAUUUCUAAGUGUCAAAUUGAAGAACUGUAUGCCAUCCUAUUGGUCAUGCAGCCAAUGCUCACGCUAGGCAUCAGCAUAGGAGUUGCCUUCAAUGUCAUGUUCGCCAACUGGAUGGUCACAGUUCUACUUAUCAUUCUCUUCUUAGGUACAGCAGCAAAAGCUUUAAUGAAGGGCUUAGAAACAUGGAAGAAAGAGACAAUGAUGAAGAAGGUAAGGAAGCAGAAAAGCAGUUGGAAUCAGAGUCCAAACCUGGCGUGCGGUUCUGGAGAAGACUCUAUCCAAGUGCCUAUAUCACACAACGUCUACUGGAAGGAGUUAUUUAUGCUUGUGUAUGUUUGGGUGGCUUUUCUUAUUGUUCAGAUUGUUAAGUAUAGCCGGAUACUCGGUGUUUCUAAUUUUUUUUAA